Messenger RNA from Mandrillus leucophaeus (drill), 3014 nucleotides. RefSeq names its product Rho GTPase activating protein 10 (gene ARHGAP10). The transcript is spliced from 22 exons. Gene Ontology annotation, biological process: signal transduction. The coding region runs from base 25 to 2319 and encodes 764 amino acids. Lineage: Eukaryota; Metazoa; Chordata; Mammalia; Primates; Cercopithecidae. Gene Ontology annotation, molecular function: GTPase activator activity; protein binding. The record is from RefSeq and is a predicted model, not a curated record. Gene Ontology annotation, cellular component: cytoplasm.
CACCGCGCCUCGACCGCUGCAGUCAUGGGGCUGCAGCCCCUGGAGUUCAGCGACUGCUACCUCGACAGCCCGUGGUUCCGGGAGAGGAUCCGCGCUCACGAAGCGGAACUCGAGAGGACCAACAAGUUCAUCAAAGAGCUCAUCAAGGACGGGAAGAACCUCAUCGCUGCGACCAAAAGUUUGUCAGUGGCCCAGCGGAAAUUUGCUCAUUCACUCAGAGACUUUAAGUUUGAGUUUAUCGGUGAUGCUGUGACAGAUGAUGAACGAUGCAUAGAUGCUUCCUUACGUGAAUUUUCAAAUUUUUUGAAGAAUCUGGAGGAACAGAGAGAAAUUAUGGCAUUAAGUGUGACUGAAACCCUGAUUAAACCCUUGGAAAAAUUCAGAAAAGAGCAACUUGGAGCUGUAAAGGAAGAAAAAAAGAAGUUUGACAAAGAGACAGAAAAGAAUUAUAGUCUAAUUGAUAAACAUUUGAAUUUAUCAGCAAAAAAGAAAGACUCACAUUUACAAGAGGCAGAUAUCCAAGUGGAGCAGAACCGGCAACACUUCUAUGAACUGUCUCUCGAGUAUGUGUGUAAGCUGCAGGAAAUCCAAGAACGAAAGAAGUUUGAGUUUGUGGAACCUAUGCUGUCAUUUUUUCAGGGGAUGUUUACCUUCUAUCAUCAGGGCCAUGAACUUGCCAAAGACUUCAAUCACUACAAAAUGGAACUACAGAUCAACAUUCAGAAUACACGGAAUCGAUUUGAAGGAACAAGGUCAGAAGUGGAAGAGCUUAUGAACAAAAUCAGACAGAAUCCCAAGGACCACAAACGAGCAAGUCAGUUUACAGCAGAAGGCUACCUGUAUGUCCAGGAAAAAAGGCCUGCUCCGUUUGGUUCCAGUUGGGUAAAACACUAUUGCAUGUAUCGAAAAGCAGCGAAGAAGUUCAACAUGAUCCCAUUUGAGCACAGAUCUGGAGGGAAACUUGGAGACGGCGAGGUGUUCUUUUUGAAAGAAUGUACCAAGAGGCAUACUGACUCCAUUGACAGAAGGUUUUGUUUUGACAUAGAAGCUGCUGAUCGGCCUGGCGUUUCCUUGACCAUGCAGGCAUUUUCUGAAGAGGAAAGGAAGCAGUGGUUGGAAGCUCUGGGUGGAAAGGAAGCUCUGUCCCAUAGUUUUAAUACAGCCAUCAUCCCAAGACCAGAAGGAAGUAUAAAUGACCAAGGAUUGUACAGAGUUGUAGGGGUGAGUUCAAAGGUCCAGAGACUUCUCAGUAUGUUGAUGGAUGUAAAAACGUGCCAUGAGGUGGACCUGGAGAAUUCUGCAGAUUGGGAAGUGAAGACAAUAACAAGUGCCCUGAAACAGUAUUUGAGGAGCCUUCCAGAGCCUCUCAUGACCUAUGAGUUACACGGAGAUUUCAUUGUUCCAGCCAAAAGCGGCAGCCCGGAAUCUCGGGUUAACGCGAUCCAUUUCUUGGUACACAAACUGCCAGAGAAGAAUAAAGAGAUGUUGGACAUUUUGGUGAAACACUUAACAAACGUUUCAAAUCACUCCAAGCAGAACCUGAUGACCGUGGCAAACUUAGGAGUGGUGUUUGGACCAACUCUGAUGAGGCCACAGGAAGAAACUGUCGCUGCCCUCAUGGACUUGAAGUUUCAGAAUAUUGUUGUGGAAAUCUUAAUUGAAAACCAUGAAAAGAUUUUUCGGACGCCGCCCGAUACCACAUUCCCUGAGCCGACCUGCCUGUCAGCAUCACCCCCAAAUGCGCCACCAAGGCAGUCAAAGAGACAAGGCCAGAGAACCAAGAGGCCCGUGGCCGUCUACAAUCUUUGUCUGGAGCUGGAAGAUGGUGACAAUCCUAACCCUUCCAAGGAGGACACCCCUACUAGCAGUCUGGACUCACUUUCCUCCCCGUCUCCCGUGACUGCAGCUCUCCCUGGGCCUCCUGGACCAGACAAAAACCACCUUCUGGCAGACGGAGGGAGCUUUGGAGACUGGGCAUCCACUAUCCCAGGUCAGACCCGAUCGUCUAUGGUCCAGUGGCUUAAUCCACAGUCUCCAACCACAACAAGCUCCAACCCAGCUGUGACACCUCCUUCACCCGGGUCAUCCGCUUUCCUCUUUUCUCCUCCUGCUACUGUAGUGGACAAGCCACCUGAAAGUGUCAGCAGUCGGAAGGCUCGAGCCGUGUAUCCGUGUGAAGCAGAACACAGUUCGGAAUUAUCUUUUGAAAUAGGAGCAAUUUUUGAGGAUGUACAAACCUCCAGGGAGCCUGGCUGGCUAGAGGGGACUCUGAACGGCAAGAGGGGGCUGAUUCCACAGAAUUACGUCAAGCUGCUGUAGCUCCUGGACGCAGAGCCCCUGCUGACCCUGGCACCUAGGGACCUGCCUGGGGGCAGAGAGCCACCUUCCUCCUCCGAGGCUCUGGGCUGCACCCACAGGUACCUCCACACUUGGGAGUUACCAUCAUCACAAUCAGCCUUGGGGGUGGGGGGUGGGCGGGGAUGGGAAUGCACCGCACUGAACUGUGAUUGUGGAUCAGGAGGGGGAAUGUCAGGAUUCGCAGAAUGGACUUUUCAUUUGUCAAGUAUCGGGACUUGUGAGUUUUAAUUAUCCAGCAUAUAGAAUGAGAGGGAGGGCAGCCUUCUGCCACCCGUGUCGCCCCCACUGGCAGUCACGUCACCAGAGCCACCCUGGCUCCCUCUCCUCCCCGAGCACCUGCUGCUGCGAUGUUAAAGGGAACUGUGCUCCUCACAGCGAUAGGUCUGCAGAGCGCAUGCCUGGCUCCGGCGGCCUGGCUGCGAGAGGCUGCUGCUGGUGCGGGGGAGAUGGUCCCAAGCCAGAGGGAGGCAGAGAGACGUGCUUCUCCAGCCUACUCUUCCUAGACGGCCACCUGCAGGACCCCACGUCACUGCACUGGCGGCGUGCACUGGCAUAUUUGUAACAGGCUUCUCGGUGCUCCUCACCCAUGUGCUCUUUUCCAAACACCACCUUUUUGCCUCAAGGUCUCUGUAAAUGAAAUAAACUGUAAUUUACUA